Tripterygium wilfordii is the source of this 3037-nucleotide messenger RNA. RefSeq lists its product as uncharacterized. The coding region runs from base 258 to 1649 and encodes 463 amino acids. The record is from RefSeq and is a predicted model, not a curated record. NCBI's taxonomy places the organism in Eukaryota, Viridiplantae, Streptophyta, Magnoliopsida, Celastrales, Celastraceae. The transcript has 3 exons.
AACCUCACGCAGGCCAACGAAAUCAGAGCAUUUCAGAUCUGAAAAAAAUUCAAACAAAACUGGAGAGAGAGGAGGACAGACAAGGCCACGAAAUUAAUCAAAAUCGCUUGAAACUUAAGAAUUUGAGAUCAAUUGAUUGAUUUUUAGGGGUUUUUGAUCUUGCAAUUGAGAGUUUCAAGCCAAUUUUCUCGUUAAUUGCUGUUGAGGUUAGCGUUUUGCGUGUGUUCUAAUUCGUUUUGUUAGUUCCAUUUCGUACGAUGAACGAUCAGUCUCAGAUCCAAAUGAUGAACCAGCAGCCGCCGCCUCAUCCAGUACAGUCGCAGAUGUUGAACCAGCAAUCUCAAAUGAUGUCACAGAAUCCUCAGGUACUGAAUCCGAUUCCGCCGCAGAUAUUGAGCCAAUCACAGGCGAUGAACCAGCAUCCUCAGAUGAUGAAUCCGGUACAGUCUCAGAUGCUGAACCAGAUAGCGCAGUCGCAGGGUAUGAAUCAACCUAUGAUGAUGAAUCGUAGCUACAUGCCAUGGCCGAAGCAAGACCCCAGCAUGAAGUACCAAAACCCGCUGAUGAAUCCAGGUUUCGUACCCUCCAAGCCGAGAAGCAACUGGAAGGGCAAGAAGGGAAUCACUGACAAGCGCAAGGAGCAAAGAAGAUCAGACAAACCAUUCCCGAUUAUCCCCAAUAAUGCCUCCAAAAGUGGUCCAGGAGGCAGUGGAGGGUAUAAGCCCCCUACUCUUCACGAAUUACAGUCUCAAAAUCGCUUAAAGGCACGAAAAUUCUACCCUAACAAGAAAUUUAAUAAUAGAUUCGCACCUUAUGCACCUAGGAACACGACUUCAUUUAUUAUUCGUGCAAAGAAGGCUGGCGGUAUUGCGGAGCUAGUUUCACCUUGUCCUGUGACACCUGCGGUGCUGCCUACACCCAUGUUCUCACCAUCUAGGGAGGUUUUAGGUGACAUGGCAAAGGAAGAGUGGGGGGUUGAUGGUUAUGGGUCAAUGAAGGGGUUGAUCAGGCUGAGGUCUUCACCGGGAAAUGAGGAUGAUGAGGAGGAAGAGGGAGGAGGGUCGAGUGAAAGUGAUGUAGAAGAGCAUGUGGAAGUGGAGAGGAGAUUAGACCAUGAUUUGAGCCGGUUUGAGAUGAUAUAUCCAAAUUACGGGGGUAUGGAGUAUCACAAUGUGUUGGAGAAUAGGGUGGAUGAUCAGGAUUCCCAUAUAACGCAAUUGGAGGAGGAGAAUUUGACAUUGAAGGAGAGGCUGUUUUUGAUGGAGAGGGAGAUGGGGGAAUUAAGGAGGAGGUUGCUGGCCUUAGAGAGGCGUGGUCGGGUAGUUCAGGAUGUGAACGAGGGGGUGGUGGAAAACUUGUCUGAAGAGAAUGAGAGUGAGGGAGGAGGAUCAGAUGUUGGUGAUAAUAAUGAGGCGUUUAUUUAUGCUUCUGGGAGUGGGGAAGGACAGAGUGUUCAUAUCGACACAAAAGAAUUAGUCAAAGGUGUUGGGAAUGUUUGUACGGAAGAGUUUGUACCAAAUGAGAUGGAUGUGAAGAACGACGUCAGUAAAGAUGAAGUAGCAGGAAAUGAGUUUGGACCAGUUAAAGUGAUUUCGAACAAGGAUGAGGCAGCAGUGGAGAAUUCUAAAGAAGAUGGAAUGGAGGCGUAGGUUGACCAAAUAGUUGCAAAAUUGGAGGCGCCCAAGGACAAUAAAUCAAUAAUGCCUCAAAAGUCAAAUGAGAUUGUUAAGGAUGAUGUUAUUGUUGACCAAGAUCAGAAAAUGGUCAAGAAGCCCGGAAUGAUUUGUAGGGAAUAAGAUAGUUGCAGAGAAAGAUGGACAAAGGGAUGUGGAACUGUAGAGAAGGGCAUCGGUGGCUGUGACUGAUUUAAUCAUUCCAGCGUUAGUUUGUUUGAUCGAGAGAAUCAAUGGCUAUCUCAACUGGUUCAUGGAGUAAGCAUGCAGAACUCUUCUUUUGAACAUUUACACAUAAGGUUUUAUUGGCACCCCCGAGAAUUUGGCUUGUUGGUGUUUAUCAAUGUCGCCAAUUGGUGGAGUCAUCGUAUCUAUGGUAGAAGUUGAACACUGUUGUAAAAUUCCCAUUUAUGUGUUUAUAUGGCAUGAUUAUUGUAGCCCCCUUCUUUUUUGGUUUGCAAGAGAGAUUGGAAGGAAGAAGAUUACAGGAAGUCACAAGUUACGUGUCAGUGAAGACUGGUUAAUGAAGGAUGCUUAGGUACGAAGGAUCUUCAUUCUUUAUCAUUUCUCCUUAAGCUUCCAAUUUCUAGUUUGGUCUGACAUUAUUAUUAUUGUGGGAGAUAUUUUCAAAGGAGCUACCAAGUAUUGUUAUCAGGAAAGUUCACUUAUCUGAAAGCUAGAAAUAAUUUAUUCGUGUUAUUGAUUUUUAUGUAUGUACCUAACUGGUGCUUCUAGUGCUCUCUGUCACUUAAAUAGUAUAUGCUAAUUAUGUUUAAUUAACUGCUGCUUCUGUAUCCAUGAUGAAACUGUGAAGCGUAGGGGGAACAAGAAUAAGGAGAUUAUGUAAGUUAUUUCUGAACAAACUAAUCUUUGAUAUUUGUUUUUGCUGGUACCUGUUUCUCCCCCUUACGUUAUUUUCCAUGAGAUUUUUCCUUAUGUAUAGUGUUUGUGGUUCAGCAAAACCUGGCUGGUUGUGUUUGUGCUAUGGAAUGCGGGUGCAUGGUUGAGAUUUUAAAAGAGCUUGAGAAAGGUGCUGUUCAAAAUGUGAAUGUUCUGUGGUUUCAACUUCCCCCCUAUAGCAAGGGAUUCUGACGAUGUUGUGGAACGAUCUUUUGUCCUGGCCAUAAAUGCGCUCUCUAGCCAAGCAAGGGGGGAAGUGUUGGCUUGCUAGAUAAGUAGUUCUCUCUGUCCAUUGUUAAUUGAUUUGAUUGAUCAGUGGUAGGGAGAGGUUGAUUGUGCCCAUGUCAAUUUGAUUGCAUCUAGUUCAAUCCUCUCCAUUUGUUUUGCAAUCGAUAAGCUUCUUUUGCUUGAAAAGUUAUUAAAAUCGUUCAGCUUCUGAUUGAUUGAGGCAGCUAUUGCUAGGA